AUGGCUAAUUCCACCUCACAGGCUAAUGGGAAUAUCCCCAACGUGACAUCUCCUUUGCCCAGCAGUGGUGACAAUAGCAGCACCUCAAAGCCCAACUUUUUAGAUUACGACUGUUAUCCUUCCUCCCACAUCCUGCUCGCACUGGUGGGGGGCUACACUGCUAUCAGCCUGGUAGGGCUCUUCGGGAACAUCAGUCUAAUUCGCAUCAUCAGACGACAGAAGGAGACUCAGAACGUCACGAACCUCCUGAUCGGGAACCUCUCUGUGUCGGAUGUGCUGGUCUGUAUUAUGUGCAUCCCUUUCACAGUGGUCUACACUCUCAUGGACCACUGGAUCUUCGGGGAGACCAUGUGCAAGGUCACCAAUUACGUGCAGUGCCUGUCCGUCUCUGUCUCCAGCUUCUCAUUGGUCCUUAUCGCCAUCGAGCGCUACCAGUUGAUUGUUAAUCCCCGUGGCUGGAAGCCCAAUAUCUCACAGGCUUAUUGGGGUAUUGCCUUCAUCUGGCUAGGCUCCGCCAUGCUGUCCGUGCCUUUCCUGGCGUUCUAUCAGCUCACCGAUGAGCCCUUCAGGAACAUCUCCCAGAGUUUCUACCACGACAAGUAUGCCUGCAUGGACAGCUGGCCGUCCGAGCGGGACAGACUGGGCUUCAACACGUGUCUGCUAGGGGUGCAGUACUUCGCCCCCCUCUGCUUUAUCUUCGUCUGCUACGUCCGGGUGUUCCUGUGCCUGCGGCGGCGGGGCGGCCUGGUCGACCGCCUGCGCGAGAGCGAGGCCCGGCUGAGCGAGAGCAAGCGCAUCAACGCCAUGCUGGUCUCCAUCGUGGUGGCCUUCGCCGUCUGCUGGCUUCCGCUCAACGUCUUCAACCUCAUCUUCGACUGGCACCACGAGGCACUGCUCAACUGCCACCACAACCUGCUCUUCACCCUCUGCCACCUGGUGGCCAUGAUCUCCACCUGCGUCAACCCCGUCUUCUAUGGCUUCCUCAACAAGAACUUCCAGAAGGACCUCCACGGCAUGGUGCACCACUGCAGGUGCCAGCCCAGCCCGGAGGAGUACGAGAACAUCGGGAUGUCCGCCAUGCAGACGGACGUCUCCAAGGGCUCCCUGAAGCUCAACAACAUGGCCAACAACAGCUGCUAA
Megalops cyprinoides (Indo-Pacific tarpon) is the source of this 1140-nucleotide messenger RNA. Its product is annotated as neuropeptide Y receptor type 6-like. The record is from RefSeq and is a predicted model, not a curated record. Gene Ontology annotation, cellular component: plasma membrane; neuron projection. Bases 1 to 1140 code for a protein of 379 amino acids. Lineage: Eukaryota; Metazoa; Chordata; Actinopteri; Elopiformes; Megalopidae. Gene Ontology annotation, biological process: G protein-coupled receptor signaling pathway. Gene Ontology annotation, molecular function: neuropeptide Y receptor activity; neuropeptide binding. The transcript has a single exon.